AUGUUGCGUUCUGCAAGUCUGCUCUUCUAUCUUUUCAUCCUAUUUUCGUCCUCAACCUCUUUUCGACCCAUUUGGAUUGGUGGAGAAUGUUGGUGAAUGGACUUUGCUCUUCGCUAGAACUUUCUAACUUGUUUUCAGUUCGCGAAACUUCUUUUCUGACGCGGAAUGACAGCGAGGACAUCGGGCUUGCUUGUGGCUUUCAGAAGGACUCGGAUCGCAAGGAAUUUCCAUGGGCGGUCUCCUUCAUGGUCGACGUCGGUUCUCUUUGUUCCUCCCCUGAAUUCGCAACAGUUCAGGGGGUCAACAAACUGGGCGGCUCCAUAAUAUCGCCUUAUCAUAUCAUCACAGCUGCGCACGGCUUCAUGACAACCCUGGGCAGUGGAGGAUAUCCUUGUUUGUAGGUUGAACUGGAUCAUCUGAGUUUGGCCUGAAACAGUGCCACAGCUUUUCAUGUUUUGGAAGAGCGCUUUUAACAAUUUCUGUUUUUUUGGGUCGAAAAGAGAUUAUGAGAGUGGCUCGUCAUUAUAGAUGUUAAUUGAAGCAAACUUUUCUUUUCCUGUUUUUCAAUAAUCUAGUCAAUGAAUUCUGGCGGUUUGAGCAGCGUCUGAUGGAGUAUGGAGUAUAUCAAUUUUCCGCCUUUUUAAUAGGUUUUUCUUCAGAAUUAAUUGUUACCAACUGUUAUUUUCUUAAGAAAAAAAAAUCAUAUGGCAAGAGAGAGAGUUCCACGACGGUUAGAAAGACAAUAUUUGCAGCUCUUCACACUAUCGUUCGAUCGAUUUCCUGCGGUCUACAAGAGUGAUAGCCUACGGUGGCAGAUGCAUACGCGGUCUUUCGAAAACUCUCAGAAACGAUCCUGAAUGCGUCAAACCGGAUGUUAUGUUCACGAAGGUCUUCUCCGACAUUCCGUCCUUCCAAAACUCUGCAAAAUUCCCAGAUCCGCAGUGUCUUGAUCGACGGCAACUUCGCGCUUUACGGCUGCCACGGUGGUCAUGACUGGGCGAUCGUCGAAGUUGAAGAGCCGUUCGUUUCUCAAUCGCAGCCGUAAAGCCCAUUUCUUCUUUCAGAAUGAUUUUCAGCGACGAUGUCAUUCCGAUUUGUCUGCCCACUCCGAACAUGAAGCUGAAGGAGAUUCUGACGGUCCCUGGCUGGGGCAGAGGCUACAGUAAGUUCCCGGAAAAACAUUGAUAUUGGCUUCAAAAGCAAGAAUUUCGUAAAUUCAUUAAAUAUGGUCAAGUUUUUAACCAGAGCGGUCCGUUGGUCCACGAAACGCCGAUGGAACUCGAUCCGCACUGUAAAAAGCGACCCUGGAGUGAUCGGGUUCGUUUUAAUUUAUUCUUUUUGGAGUGUACUUCAUAAGGCUUGACAUAGCAGCAGCUUUUCAUCGUGAAAUUAGUCACAAUAGUUUGCUGCUCUAAGAAAUUUCUAUUUUGCAAUUUACUUCACGGGCAUCUGAAAAAAGCGUGAAGGUCUAGUGUGAAAAGUGCCUACGUGAAGAAAUUAUCGUGAAUAACAACGAAAAUCACGAGCGUAGCGUGCGCGUUCGCGGUUCUUGGCACGAGUUCAAUUCAACCGUCAGCGAUUAUUUGAAGAGCUCUUUUUUCGUUUUUUUCAUGUAUUUUUAAAUUCGUGCUUUAUUUGUAUCAUGAAAAAUGGUGAAACAGAUUUAAAAAGAGCGGUUACCGAGGUUUUUUAAAUAGUCAAUGACGCUUGAAUUGAACUCGGGCCAAGAACCGCGUACGCACACGCUACGCGUCGAACUUCCUCGCCUUCCUUGUCUUGCUAGUCGGGAUGGAUUGACUAUAUAAUUGAUCAUCUUUUCAUCUUCUUUCUCCUAUUUUACUCAUGUGAUCAAUCUCAUUUAGCUGCCGAUUCAAGCGGAUGAUUUCUUAUGCGCGACUUCAAUUUUCCCCAAGGAUUAUUUCGCUCCGAGGACUUGCCAUGUAUGUAAUUAGUCUAUAUAGUAAUCUUGGAAAAGAAGUCCGCUAGCCUCCGUAUUUCAAAGAAAACACAUUAUUUGAACUACAGAACGUUUCAAGGCUUCUUUCCGAGCUUUCAAAUGUCAUGGAAAGCUUUUUUAACAUAAAAAGGCUGCAGGGCGACAGCGGCAGUGGUUUAGAACAACGGGAUCAUCUCGAUAGAGCAUCUUUGAUUGCGAUGGUUUCUUUUGGGACCGGCGGUUGUCCGGCCAACAUGCUCGCGAGGUGAAUUGAGAAAAAAAAGACAGUACUUAGAAUUACGUCAAACGAAAACAAUUCAGAUUCACAAGGGUUGACCGGUACCUCAAGGAGAUCUGCCGCUACACGGGUCUUUGCUACAGCUUUGUCGAGGAAUAA
Molecule: messenger RNA, 2333 nt
Organism: Caenorhabditis auriculariae
Lineage: Eukaryota; Metazoa; Nematoda; Chromadorea; Rhabditida; Rhabditidae
Source: the annotation of a GenBank genome assembly